AUGAGUAAUUCUAAGAACCCUACAAAUGCCGAAGAAGAAAAUCAUACAGUCCCUCCGUCCCUCACACUGUGGCCAAUGAUGGAGAGAGAACAAAGAAACCCGCGAGUAGUACUCGAUCUUCAGGCUGGUUCCGGAGGCUUUGGGAAAUUUAAUAACAGUGGAAAGCUUGGCCCUGCACCUGCAAAUUGUGUCCAAGUUGUAUAUAUUUACAUACACCCACACGAGUGUCUCUACAUACAACGACUAAAAGGAAGUGUUUAUGAAAUCAAACUAGAAGGCAAACACAUACUUGUUAGAGGCUCGAAAACACCAGGAAAACAGCUCCCCGACCGGACCAAACAACGGCCCCUCCUCGCGGGCCCAGACCGGCCCGGAGAUUCGAGGCUCCUCAUAAGCAGGUGCUUCACAGCGGAGAUCAGCUCCUCAGUCGGGCUUUCCGGCGGGCUCAAACUCAGGGUCUUGAACUUCCGGCAGAAGCUCAUGUGCUGGUCCAGGGCCUCUUCGUGCCCAAUUGUCUUCUCCGACCUCACCAGCUCGUCCUUCACGGCCUCCGAGCAAAGCCCGCAUAGCCACCGCCCGGAAUAA
Molecule: messenger RNA, 585 nt
Organism: Striga asiatica
Lineage: Eukaryota; Viridiplantae; Streptophyta; Magnoliopsida; Lamiales; Orobanchaceae
Source: the annotation of a GenBank genome assembly